Podospora bellae-mahoneyi is the source of this 1302-nucleotide messenger RNA. It is a transcript of the gene PTC7, whose product is annotated as Protein phosphatase 2C 7. NCBI's taxonomy places the organism in Eukaryota, Fungi, Ascomycota, Sordariomycetes, Sordariales, Podosporaceae. Gene Ontology annotation, biological process: protein dephosphorylation. Gene Ontology annotation, molecular function: protein serine/threonine phosphatase activity. The transcript has a single exon. The record is from RefSeq and is a predicted model, not a curated record. Bases 1 to 1302 code for a protein of 433 amino acids.
AUGGUUGCGACAAUUAGCGCGACCCGCGCGCUUCGACUCCCCUACCGAUCAGCCACCCUCCGACUUCUCACCCCUCCGACGACAACACCGUCCCCCUGCCGAUCGAGCCUCCGCGCCGCCUCUACAUUCACAUCCCGCAAGCAAAAACCGCCAUCAAAACAGCCCACCACCCCAGGGCAACCACCAACCCCAAUGAAACCAACCAACGCCCUCCUUUUCUCAACCUGCCCCGCAACCAUGCUCGGCCCCUCCUCUUCAUCACCACAACAAUGCCCCAGCACCAAAUAUCACUACCACCUCGCAGCCUCCUACAUAGCCAAAUCCCGGCCCUUCGACCCCCAAACCCACCUCUUCCAAUUCAACCCCUACAACCGCCUCUCCCAACCGCCCAAAUCCCCCAAACGUCCCAAAUCCUCCCGGCCAGAAUCAGGUCAGGACGCGUUUUUCAUCAGUCAGCUAGGUGCCUCCCCCUCCAGCGGGGAAGUCGCCCUAGGAGUCGCAGACGGCGUAGGAGGGUGGAUGGACAGCGGAGUCGACCCAGCCGACUUCUCCCAUGCGUUCUGCGACUACAUGGCCGCCAACGCAUCAUCAUCCGACCCGCCGUCAACAGCACGGGAGCUCAUGCAAAGGGGCUACGAGGCUGUCUGUCAUGAUGAGAGCAUCAAAGCCGGGGGUAGCACCGCCAUUGUUGGCUUGUUGACCUCCAACGGGAAGAUGGAAGUCGCCAAUUUGGGGGAUAGCGGGUUUAUACUUCUCAGAAGGGGGGGCGUCCACGCGAGCAGCGAACCGCAGACUCAUGCGUUCAACACACCGUAUCAGCUCAGCGUUGUGCCGCCUUCUAUGCUGUUGCGGGCGGCGGCUUUUGGGGGCGCGCAGUUGAUGGAUCAGCCUAGGGAUGCCGAGGUCACGAGACAUGGGCUGAGGCAUGGGGAUGUGGUUGUUUUUGCUAGUGAUGGGCUGUGGGAUAAUCUGUUUGAGGGGGAUAUUUUGAGGAUUGUGAGCUCGGUUAUGAGGGAGAGGGGGGUUUGGAGGGUUAAUGGGGAGAGGGGGUGUGUGGUGGAGGAGGAUAUCAAGAGUGUGACUGAGGGGAAGACGACGCUGCAGGGGAGGCUGGCUACGGAGAUUGUUAGGCAAGCGAAGAUUGCGAGUGUGGAUCCGAAGCUGGAUGGGCCGUUUGCAAAGGAGGUGAAGAAGUAUUACCCGCAUGAGGUUUGGAGGGGGGGAAAGGAGGAUGAUAUUUGUGUGGUGGUUGUUGUUGUUGAGGAGGAGGGUGGGGCGGGGAGUGUGAAGGCGAAGUUGUAA